Molecule: messenger RNA, 1437 nt
Organism: Gongylonema pulchrum
Lineage: Eukaryota; Metazoa; Nematoda; Chromadorea; Rhabditida; Gongylonematidae
Source: the annotation of a GenBank genome assembly
AUGGAUCGAGAAGAAAUCGAGGAACUGUUCUCAUUUUUGGAGAAUUGCGAAUUAUCGAGCUCCAGUCUCGCUGCAUUGGAUCUGAAUUCCAUGAAAAACACGAAUGGCGAAAAUGUGCUGAUGGUAGCAACGAGAACCGGACAAGCAGGGAUUGUCCGAGACUUCGUCAAUGACUUCGACUUGGAGGACAUUGACGCCGACGGCUGGACAGCCUUACUUGAUGCGGCCUACUUGGGGCAUGACGAAGUCGUGAAAAUAUUGCUGGAGGCCGGGGCAGCCGUUGACAAUCCUGACAUAGACGGCUGGACAGCCUUACUUGAUGCAGCCUACCUGGGGCAUGACGAAGUCGUGAAAAUAUUGCUGGAGGCCGGGGCAGCCGUUGACAAUCCUGACAUAGUAGGCUGGAGUCCGCUAAUGUGGGCUGUUUACAAGAAUCAUCGUAACUGUGUAGAGCUUCUAAUCCAGUAUAAGGCUCAUGUGAAUAUGAUUGACGAAGAAGAUGGCUUAACUCCAUUGAUCAUCGCCGCUGGCCGCGGCUAUACCGCACUCGUUGAACUGCUUAUCAGUUCUGGAGCGGAGGUGAAUGCUUGUGACAAAUUCGGAAGUACAGCUUUAAUCUGGGCGGCACGGAAAGGUUACAGACCUAUAGUAGAGCUAUUGUUGAAUGCUGGAGCCGAGUUGGAUGCAGUCGGAAUGUAUGGUGCCACUGCGCUAGUGCUGGCAACACGUGGCAAUUUCAUUGAUACUGUUGAAUUGCUGUUAACACGAGAGCCAAAUGUUAAUAAUGGAUUCUCUCCGCUUGGAAUUGCUGCACGUGAAGGAUAUGCGGAAAUUGCCUCUAUGCUCGUUCAAGUUGGCGCAUAUGUUAAUUCCGUUGACAGAUUUGGGAAUUCGAUUUUGGCAAGUGCCGUACGAUCGGGAAAUGUAGAAAUCGUGAAAAUGCUUCUUGACAGGCAUGCAGAUGUUAAUGCGAAAGACUCGGAGAGCAGAACUGCGCUGCAUUUGGCUAUCGAUAAAGCAUUCAUGGACAUUGCAGUGGAUGGCGAUACGCCAUUGCUUCGUGCUGUGAAGAAUCGUAACGCUGGUCUGUGCCAGUUAUUGGUAAACUCUGGUGCAAAAAUCUCAGCAACUGAUAAUACCGGUGACAACGCGCUACACUGGGCUUUACGAGUAAAGUCGCGCAAAAUCACGCAGCUGCUUUUGUUAAACCCGUCCGACUCGCGACUGCUUUACAGGCCGAAUAAGUUUGGCCAGACGCCCUAUUCAAUUGAUCAGGAGAAUCCGCAGCCAGUACUCUCACUUCUAAGCGGACCACAGCAUGCCGAAGUGCAGGUGGAAGCGCGACUCGGCUACGAUAUCUACAGUGAUGUAUUAGCCGAUAUCCUCUGUGAACCAAAUCUCAUAUUACCACUUACCAUUGGUAAUUUUUACAUUUGA